Kickxella alabastrina is the source of this 1257-nucleotide messenger RNA. RefSeq lists its product as uncharacterized. Gene Ontology annotation, biological process: magnesium ion transmembrane transport; intracellular magnesium ion homeostasis. Lineage: Eukaryota; Fungi; Kickxellomycota; Kickxellomycetes; Kickxellales; Kickxellaceae. Gene Ontology annotation, cellular component: membrane. The coding region runs from base 1 to 1257 and encodes 418 amino acids. The transcript has 2 exons. Gene Ontology annotation, molecular function: magnesium ion transmembrane transporter activity. The record is from RefSeq and is a predicted model, not a curated record.
AUGGGCAGUCUGGCCGCAUCGCUAUUGGCUCCCAGUGAAUCGCGCUUUGACCCGAAUCCAAAAUCGCGCUUUGUGCUGUAUUCGCCGUCCGCAGGGAUAUUCGAGUCUAGGAAUCUCGACGGCCUGCGCAGCGGCGACUUGACCCUGGCCGACAUCAUCGAGGCGUCGUCAAAGUCGAUCACGCUCGAUCAGCUGCAGAGCAACCGCACUUCCACACAAGGUGACUCCCACUCGUCGCAAGGCGGACCCAUCUCGAGCUGCCCGGCAUCCGGGUGCUUCUGGAUGGACGUGACCAACCCGACGCCCGAAGAAAUGGCGUCGCUAGCUCGCGUCUUCGGCAUCCACCCGCUGACCGUCGAGGACAUCAUGGCCGACGACGACAGCAGAGACAAGUUCGAGACAUUCAGCGGGUACAACUUCCUCAUGUACCGCACGAUUGACUACGGGGAUGAUGCAAAGUCCACUUACGAGUUCAACCGAGGAACUGAGGGUAUUGCCACGGCCAGCUUCUCCAUUAUCCUCAAGCACAGCUGUGUACUGACGUUCCACAGUGCGCGUGAGCUGGACCACGUGGGGAACGUAAUAUCCCGCUUGCGCGACUUGGCGCCGCUCAGCACAACCAGCCUGACUGCGAUCCAGCCCGUGGUGACGCCCGCAUACAUUGCCUACGCGCUGGUCGACGACAUCACCGACACGCUAGCACCAGAGAUGCGCUCGAUCGAGCUGGAGAUCGAUGCUGUGGACGAGCUCGUUCUGAUUCUCUCGACCAAUGAGCAGGCGGACAUGCUGAAGCGCAUCGGCGCCGCCCGCCGCAAGAUCCUGACCGUCUGGCGCCUGCUGCAAGGAAAACCCGAUGUCAUUCGGUCCUUUUCAAAGCUCAUGGAGCGCCAGGCGGUCGCCGACGAUAUGCUCAGGGUUGCACAUUAUCUGUCCGACGUUUACGACCAUCUGGUAUCACUGGUUGGGUCAUCGUCGCACUGUGACAUGGUUUUGUCGCGCGCGCACUCGAAUUACUUGGCGCGCAUUUCUUUGGAACUCGGAGAGUCCACUGUCGAAACUAAUCUGUUUGCCAGUCGGUGGACUGUCAUUGGUGCCAUCCUCGUGCCGCUGAAUGUCGUCACUGGUUUGUGGGGAAUGAACGUCAAGGUGCCUGGCAGGGACCGCGACGACGUGCUCGAUUUCUUUAUGAUCCUGACAGGGUGCUUGGUGUUUAUCGCUGUGGUCAUCGUAUGGGCACGGUACAAGAAGAUUUUCUGA